Molecule: messenger RNA, 1772 nt
Organism: Oldenlandia corymbosa var. corymbosa
Lineage: Eukaryota; Viridiplantae; Streptophyta; Magnoliopsida; Gentianales; Rubiaceae
Source: the annotation of a GenBank genome assembly
UGAUUUGAAAUUUGUACUAAAAUUAGUAUAAAUCUUAAACUCAAUGUGAAUUUUUUUUUUUCAGUUCUAUACGAUAAAUUCUUCGUUUAGUGAUACCGACAAUGGAUUAGUUUUUUGUAUUACCAUAGUUCUGAGUGACACUGAUUAGAAAACAUUAAAAUAAACUUGUUGAAGUGAUGUUUCAUGCAAGGAAAAAAAAAGGCGUAAUUUUAAUGUCUUGAACCAAAGGUUUUCUGGAUAUAUAUAUAUAUGCACGACAAAGGGUCUGUGUCUGGUCUUCUUAGUAGUACUUUUAUUCUUUGGUGUGACAAUAUUAAAGCAGCUGGUUUCUUUUAGUUUCUUAUCCUUUGGUGUUUUUAUUCCUUCACUCACAGACAAAAAACUUCAAAGCCAUACCAAAGCUGAAGUACUCUGCUGAAACAGAAGCAAAAGAACAAAGAUUUAGAGAAAAGCAAUAAAUUCUCAAAAAAAAAAAAAAAAAAAGAUGAUCUCGGAGCUGUUAGGGGAAGCUCUUGGAAUACUUGACACUGGCGGAGAAAGAUCUAAGCAAUCCAAUAAUAAUAUUAUUAAUGGAGUUAUUCUGGGAAGCAGCAGCUCGUGCACUACUUCUUCACCAUCUAUUUCGCCAUCUCCGUCGCCUUCUUCCUCCGCCGUCAGCACCACCUCAGCCACUACCUCAUCCUGCGGCGGCGGCGGCGCCGCAGAGAACCUCAGGUGCCCGCGUUGUGACUCAACCAACACCAAGUUCUGUUACUACAACAACUACAACUUAACUCAGCCCCGUCAUUUCUGCAAGACGUGCCGGCGUUACUGGACAAAAGGCGGCGCGUUGCGCAACGUGCCCAUCGGAGGCGGGUGCCGGAAAAACAGGACGGCCGCCACCGUAGCCGCCACGUCGGCUUUACUAAAAUCAGCCGGGAAGUUUAGAGCAGCCACUGAUCAGAUAGGAAAGUCAACAUUCAUGAUGAGCAACUUCGACCAAAACCCAAACCCGAACACAAUGUUAUGGACUUCACCCGAUCAGAAUUCCCAUGUACUUUCUUUGAUAAGAGCUAGUCAGAACCCUAACCCUAGCUCCGGUCCAAUAAUAUCAAGUAGUAUUACCCCUUCUCCUCCUUUAGUCGUUAAAGUAAAACAGGAGAUAAGUCCUUCCAUACCCGGAUCCAAUACCAACUCCUCCCAACAAAACCCGGUUUUCACAUCCGGACCCGGACCCUAUUCUAGAAUACUUCCAGCUGGAUUAGAUGCUUCUUCAUUUGGGGUAAAAACAGGUCCAUUCUGGAGAGAAAAUGAGCGUCAGAAUAUUGGGUUUUUACUAGGAGAAGCACAAGGAAAUAAUAUUGGAGGAGCGUCUCAAGAUCUUUAUCAAAGGUUAAAAUCAUCAGUAACAAGUUAUAACAGCAUUAAUAAUCCAGGAGGUCUACAUGAAGGGAUAGUUCUAAGAAGUGUUAACGUUGUUAGUUCGGGUUCAUCAUCGAAUAUUCUGGAAUCGGCUCCGGUUGCAGCUGUAGCUGAUCAGUUGAGCUCUUGCUGGAAUCCGAUUCUCUCCUGGUCCGAUUUGCCUACAACAACUCAUCAUGGUGCAUAUCCUUCUAUCAAUUAGUUUUAAUAAGUACUACUAUAGGCCUUUUUGGAACUUUGGGAGUCUUAUUAUUAUUAUUAUUUUUUCGUUCGUACUUAAUUAAUGAUGUUGGAGAUUUUGGCUGAGGUUGUUAAUUAGUACGUAGUCGUAUUUGAUGUAUUAUAAAUGGAGGUUGCAGUGGGGGGGGGGG